AUGAACAACAUAAAUCAUAAGCCGAUAUCGACAUCAACCAAUCAUGAAUCGGCGAUGCCAGACCUAGAGGAUGGGAUUUUGAAUGAGGAGACAUUUUUUGACAUGAGCAUCAUAGGGGACAAAGCAGGGUUUUCGAAUAUGAUGCAAAUAGACAUAGAGCCUCAAUCUGUGCAGGUACCAAGUCAUGUCAGUGUUGAAGAUGUGCUGAAGAUGCAGCUCUUUACCCUUGGGGAAGCAAGAGAAUUCUACACGAGUUAUAGUAGGCUAAAAGGUUUUGCAAUAAGGAAGAGUAAGAGGGUAAAAAAUGCCAAAGGAAAGAUCGUUAGAUACACUUUUGUUUGCAACAGACAAGGGUUUAGGCACAAGAAGUGGUUAGAUAAGCUGGAUAGGAAAAGAGAGCACAAGCCUAUAACGCGAUGUGGGUAUGUAGCAGAGAUGAGGAUAAAGAAGAAUUAUACUAAUGGAAAAUGGUUUGUUUUACAGUUUGUGGAUGAUCAUAACCACACCCUACUCUCUGAAAGGUUUAUUGGAUAUCUGCCUUCGAACAGGAAUAUGUCUAAUAUAGAAAUUGCUCAAAUGAAUAGCAUGAGGCAAGUUGGGAUAAGCAUUCCAAAGAUAUACCAGUCAUUUGCGAUGCAGAACGGAGAUGUAAAUGCUGCACUGCAUUUUUUUGAACGUGCUGCCAGAAACGAUGAUAAACUAUUUUGGAGGUAUGAGGUAGCGGCUGGUUCUCAUAUGUGUGACAUUAUAUGGAGUGAUGGUCGAAGCCAGAAAGAUUAUGAGGCGUUUAGUGAUGUCCUCGCCUUUGAUGCGACCAAUGGGAGGAACAAGUAUAACCUUUCUGUCAUUGUUUUGUCCAGAGUUAAUCACCAUAAUCAAACAUGCGUGUUUGCAACAGCAAUGGUUUCAUGUGAGUCACAGGAUUCGUACAAAUGGGUGCUGAGACGGUUUCUGGAAUGCAUACGGGGAAAGGCCCCAAAGUGCAUGCUCACUGACAUAGAGGUUGAUGAAUUUGAAAUGCAGUGGGAGGUGAUGGUUGACGAGUGUGGUGUUCGAGAGGUUGAAUGGGUGAUGGACCUCUAUAGAAAGAAGUUAGACAAGGAGGAGGAGCUUGACUUUCGUUCCUUUUAUGGUACCCCGGUGCUUCAAACACAGUUCCCAGAGAUUGAGAGGUCAUCGGAUUGUGAAAAUGGAUGUUGCUAUGUGAUACAGAAGUAUCGCCAACUGGAGUCAACCUGGCAAGUCUUGCACCAGCUGUACAAUGGAACCUUCCGAUGUAAUUGCCGCAGGAUGGAGUCACAUGGGAUCCCUUGUGUUCACAUAAUUGUAGUUCUGGUUGGUAUUGAUAUCGGUUCUUUGCCAAAGACUCUAGUCCUCAAGAGUUGA
Arachis stenosperma is the source of this 1386-nucleotide messenger RNA. RefSeq names its product protein FAR-RED ELONGATED HYPOCOTYL 3-like. Bases 1 to 1386 code for a protein of 461 amino acids. NCBI's taxonomy places the organism in Eukaryota, Viridiplantae, Streptophyta, Magnoliopsida, Fabales, Fabaceae. Gene Ontology annotation, molecular function: zinc ion binding. Gene Ontology annotation, biological process: regulation of DNA-templated transcription. The record is from RefSeq and is a predicted model, not a curated record. The transcript is spliced from 6 exons.